GGGUCGGAGCUGAGGAGUUUGUCCCGGCAGGGCUGUGGGAGCAGAGGCCUCGCGGGGAACGGACGUGGUGAAACGGAGCGGGGAGAGCGCUGCGUUCAGAGCCGUCCUCGACCAUCUGGGGAUAAAACCCUGGUUUCAAAAUGCCCGGUCCCAAGGGAGCGUGGAUGCCCGCAGGCUUGUUCUACCCAUUGCCCCGGGGGCGCGGGUGGGCUGGGACUGGGACUUGCCGUCUCGCUCCUGCCCCGAGCAGCCUCUCUCUCGCCAUGGGACUGUCUUGAAAGUUGGGGUUCCCCAUGAGCUACCCCAUGGACCCCCCUACAGAGGCAUCUUAUUCCUGUGUGCAGCCCUGAGCCGACUCAGGCUCUAGCGAAAUACCCAAACUACUCUGAAGCAGGAGGAUUUCUAGGGGGGAUUUUCCUCAUCUGGGCUUUUCCUGUUCACCGCUCCCAGACCCCCGCCGGGCAUUACACAGGCUGACUGCGCUCCUCUCUGCACCGGCAGACCCCUGCUUAAUUGACCCCUGGACUGGAACUGCCAGAGACCCUGAUGGACACGAAGUGGGUGACCUCUGAGUUGCAAUGGACAACUCAUCCGGAGACGGGGUGGGAAGAAGUCAGCGGUUACGAUGAGGCCAUGAACCCCAUCCGCACGUACCAGGUGUGCAACGUGCGGGAGGCCAACCAGAACAACUGGCUUCGCACCAAGUUCAUCCACCGCCAGGACGUUCAGCGCGUCUACGUGGAGCUCAAGUUCACUGUGCGGGACUGCAACAGCAUCCCGAACAUCCCCGGCUCCUGCAAAGAGACUUUCAACCUCUUCUAUUAUGAGUCGGAUACUGAUUCUGCCUCUGCAAAUAGCCCUUUCUGGAUGGAGAACCCCUAUAUCAAAGUGGAUACAAUUGCCCCAGAUGAGAGCUUCUCCAAACUGGAGUCUGGCCGUGUGAACACCAAGGUGCGCAGCUUUGGCCCUCUCUCCAAAAAUGGCUUUUACCUGGCCUUCCAGGACCUGGGAGCCUGCAUGUCCCUCAUCUCCGUCCGGGCUUUCUACAAGAAAUGCUCCAACACCAUUGCUGGCUUUGCUAUUUUCCCGGAGACUUUAACCGGGGCUGAGCCCACUUCUCUGGUCAUCGCACCGGGCACCUGCAUCCCCAACGCAGUGGAGGUGUCUGUACCCCUGAAGCUGUACUGCAAUGGGGACGGUGAGUGGAUGGUACCUGUGGGAGCGUGUACGUGUGCUGCUGGAUACGAGCCGACCAUGAAGGAUACUCAGUGCCAAGCGUGUGGCCCGGGAACCUUCAAAUCUAAGCAGGGGGAAGGUCCCUGCUCUCCCUGCCCUCCCAACAGCCGGACCACCUCUGGAGCAGCAACAGUCUGCACAUGUCGAAACGGCUUUUUCCGGGCGGACACGGACCCCGCAGACAGCGCCUGCACCAGCAUCCCCUCUGCCCCUCGCAGUGUCAUCUCCAAUGUCAACGAGACGUCGCUGGUGCUGGAGUGGAGCGAGCCGCAGGACACAGGUGGGCGGGAUGACCUGCUCUACAACGUCAUCUGCAAGAAGUGCAGCGUGGAGCGGCGCCUGUGCACCCGCUGCGAUGACAACGUGGAGUUCGUGCCACGCCAGCUUGGCCUCACCGAGCGGCGCAUCUACAUCAGCAACCUGAUGGCUCACACCCAGUACACCUUCGAGAUCCAGGCUGUGAACGGCAUCUCCAACAAGAGCCCCUACCCUCCCCAUUUUGCCUCCGUCAACAUCACCACCAACCAGGCAGCCCCGUCUGCCGUGCCUACAAUGCACCUGCACAGCAGCACCGGGAACAGUAUGACACUGUCGUGGACUCCCCCGGAGAGACCCAACGGCAUCAUUCUUGACUAUGAGAUCAAGUACUCGGAGAAGCAAGGCCAGAGUGAUGGCAUUGCCAACACGGUCACGAGCCAGAAGAACUCAGUGCGGCUGGACGGGCUGAAGGCCAAUGCUCGGUAUAUGGUGCAGGUCCGGGCACGCACGGUGGCUGGAUACGGCCGCUACAGCCUCCCCACGGAGUUUCAGACAACUGCAGAGGACGGCUCCACUAGCAAGACUUUCCAGGAGCUGCCUCUGAUCGUGGGUUCAGCCACUGCAGGGCUGCUGUUCGUCAUUGUUGUGGUGAUCAUCGCUAUCGUCUGCUUCAGGAAAGGGAUGGUUACUGAACAGCUCCUCUCGUCUCCUUUGGGCAGGAAGCAACGCAACAGCACGGACCCCGAGUACACAGAGAAGCUGCAGCAAUACGUUGCCCCUGGGAUGAAGGUCUACAUUGACCCCUUCACUUAUGAGGAUCCCAACGAAGCCGUCCGGGAAUUCGCCAAAGAGAUUGACAUCUCCUGUGUCAAAAUUGAGGAGGUCAUUGGAGCAGGGGAGUUUGGUGAGGUGUGCCGUGGGCGCCUGAAGCUGCCUGGCCGCCGUGAGAUCUUUGUGGCCAUCAAGACGCUGAAGGUGGGCUACACAGAGCGGCAGCGGCGGGACUUCCUGAGUGAGGCCAGCAUCAUGGGCCAGUUUGACCACCCCAACAUCAUCCACCUGGAGGGUGUGGUGACCAAGAGCCGCCCCGUCAUGAUCAUCACAGAGUUUAUGGAGAACUGUGCACUCGACUCCUUCCUCCGGCUGAAUGACGGGCAGUUCACGGUCAUCCAGCUGGUGGGGAUGCUGCGAGGCAUCGCCGCUGGCAUGAAGUACCUUUCGGAGAUGAACUAUGUGCACCGGGAUCUUGCUGCCCGCAACAUCCUGGUCAACAGCAACUUAGUCUGCAAAGUGUCUGACUUCGGGCUUUCUCGCUUUUUGGAGGAUGACCCAGCUGACCCCACCUACACCAGCUCCCUGGGGGGUAAGAUCCCAAUCAGAUGGACGGCUCCUGAGGCCAUUGCCUACCGCAAAUUCACUUCAGCCAGCGACGUGUGGAGCUACGGCAUCGUCAUGUGGGAAGUGAUGUCCUACGGGGAGCGACCCUACUGGGACAUGUCCAACCAGGACGUGAUCAACGCGGUGGAGCAGGAUUACCGCCUGCCACCUCCCAUGGACUGCCCCACAGCGCUGCACCAGCUGAUGCUGGACUGCUGGGUGCGGGACCGCAACCUGCGGCCCAAGUUUGCACAAAUUGUCAACACGCUGGACAAGCUCAUCCGCAACGCUGCCAGCCUGAAAGUCAUUGCCAGCGUCCAGUCUGGCAUCUCCCAGCCACUCCUGGACCGAACUAUCCCGGAUUACACCACCUUUACCACCGUGGGAGACUGGCUGGACGCCAUCAAAAUGGGACGGUACAAGGAGAACUUUGUCAACGCCGGCUUUGCCUCCUUUGACCUGGUGGCACAGAUGACUGCAGAAGACCUGCUGAGGAUAGGGGUAACGCUAGCAGGGCACCAGAAGAAGAUCCUGAGCAGCAUCCAGGACAUGAGGUUGCAGAUGAACCAGACGCUCCCGGUGCAGGUUUGACCACAGGGGACUCUGCAUUGGAACGGACCGAGGGAACCUGCCAACCAGGUUCAGUUUGCGGUGCAGCCAGGCUUCCCGUUUCCCCCUUCACACGGCGCUCCUCUGCCUCGGAUGGUCGCCUGGGACGGGAUGGGACACCCUUCCCUGGAUCGGAGGCACUCGUGCCGAGAGGGAGCCCAGCUUUUCGUCCCGUGUCCUGGAGCGGCGAGGCAGCAACGCGUCUUCAUAUUGAAGAUGGAUUAUGGGACAGAGAUGGCACAUCCCACUUCCCGCCCUGUCUCGGUGCUCAUCAGUUUGAAGAGUUGUUCUGCUUCUUGGAUUUAUUUUCACCCCGUUUU
This is a messenger RNA of Columba livia (rock pigeon), 3800 nucleotides long. It is a transcript of the gene EPHB3, whose product is annotated as EPH receptor B3. Gene Ontology annotation, biological process: axon guidance; ephrin receptor signaling pathway; protein phosphorylation. The record is from RefSeq and is a predicted model, not a curated record. Gene Ontology annotation, molecular function: transmembrane-ephrin receptor activity; protein binding; ATP binding. Gene Ontology annotation, cellular component: plasma membrane; dendrite. The coding region runs from base 547 to 3462 and encodes 971 amino acids. The transcript has 16 exons. NCBI's taxonomy places the organism in Eukaryota, Metazoa, Chordata, Aves, Columbiformes, Columbidae.